ACGAGACAAUAUGCCUGGCGAUCAGUCGAAAUCAAGGUUAUGGAAGGUGGUUGUCUUGUUUCAUCGUUUUACGAGGGAAGUAUCCAGAUAGAAUGUCGUAUCAGUUCUCGCCAGCGACUCAUGGCCUGCCGAGCCUUGCGCAAUAUCUACCCCCGGGCUGCAAAUUUCUGAGCUGCCACGAUGCACAAAACGUCCUAAGAAGUUGUUCGACGUGGAGACUUCCCAACGGAACUCUGGUUGCUCCGCUGGGCGGGGAGCUUUACCAAGUUGUGGAAGUUCCCGCUAACUGCGAUGAGCGCUGCUCUUAUCACGAGCCCCGAGGGACAUCGGCUUUGUUGUCUGAAAAUUCGCCACUGCUUCGUAAUGAAUGGUUCCGUUUUCGACACUUGUCUGAACACGAAAGCUCCUCCUGUUACUCCGACGGGCUCAAGAGGUUGCCUCUUUUUUACACAGAUGGCCGCCGCUGCAACUGUCAACUUUGCGCCACGACGAUGUAUCCCGACAGGCUUUACGAGCAUCACCUGUCACAGAUGAAACCGCAUGACGUGGUGUGCGGACUCAGAGAGGAAAGAUUUUCUCCUUUGGUAAACAAGCAGAGUAAUGAAUCCCCGGACAAUCCAGCAGCCUACCCGUUUACCCUUGCGCUCCCGCAGUCUUCCACAUCACUGACGUCGUCACAAGAGGAACAACGAAGACAGAAACAGAAGCGAUUUCAGUGUAUGCAUUGCGAGAAAUCUUUUGGAAAAUCUUCACACCUGCGUGAUCACAUCAGAACUCACACCGGGGAUCGCCCGUUUCGCUGUCAGUUUUGCAACAAAGCUUUCACCCAGUACUCGAACUUGCGCACGCACACGCGAAUUCACACGGGCGAAAAGCCAUUCAAGUGUCACCACUGUAACAAAAGCUUUACACAAGCUGUCACGCUAAGAAGUCACACAAGGACUCACACGGGUGACAGGCCUUAUCACUGUAAGAGGUGCAGCAAAUCGUUCGCCUGUUUUUCCGGUUUGAAAGGACAUCACAGGGUUCAUUCGGACACGGAGCAAGAUGAACUGGAAAUUUAAUAAAUUGCAAACGACUAAAAGAGAAUCACAAAAUUGUCAACAUGACUUGUAAACCACGCCUGAUAUACUAAGUAUAAAAACAGAAUUUUCGCCAAUAGUCGUGUUCAACUUCAUAUCCAUCCUGACCGAAAGGAAAAACUGCACAAGGAAAGUUUACUCCAAGAUAACUUACCCGUUUAACAAUCGGUCCGGUAGAUCCUUCUGCAAAUGACAAUCGAAAAUAAAAAUUUACCUCUAAGAAAGCUUUUCAUGAAAGAUUGAAAAACCCAGUUUACAAAAGUGUGAAGGUCUUCAGUCAACGCACUGAGCUUAUAUAAUUGCAAAAAAUAACCGUCUGGAUAAUGUUCAUAUUUACGUAAUGUAUGUUGACUAUAUAACAGUCACACAAAUGCAGUACUUAAUAUAAAAUCAAAUUUUCCUGGGUGCGAAAACACCUGAAUGACGACUAUUUGAUUCAGGAUGCUUCUUUCGCUUUUUUUUAUGAAAUUCUCGAUUAGAGUUACGUCACUGGCUUUCAACUUUUGGAGAGGGUCUAUUACAAUGGAGAUUUUAAAGAGAAUUGUGAUCCAAUUUCUUCCUAUUUUCCACUGCCGUUUCUGCCGAGUCUGUACUGCACUUUUGAGCUCUAAUUUUUGUGUUAAAUGUGAGAGGUGUAGUUGAACAGAUGUUAGAAAUAAUA
Pocillopora verrucosa is the source of this 1743-nucleotide messenger RNA. Its product is annotated as zinc finger protein 596. Gene Ontology annotation, molecular function: RNA polymerase II cis-regulatory region sequence-specific DNA binding; DNA-binding transcription factor activity. NCBI's taxonomy places the organism in Eukaryota, Metazoa, Cnidaria, Anthozoa, Scleractinia, Pocilloporidae. The record is from RefSeq and is a predicted model, not a curated record. Gene Ontology annotation, biological process: regulation of transcription by RNA polymerase II.